Messenger RNA from Euleptes europaea (tarantolino), 1809 nucleotides. RefSeq names its product calcium/calmodulin dependent protein kinase II delta (gene CAMK2D). Gene Ontology annotation, biological process: protein phosphorylation. The record is from RefSeq and is a predicted model, not a curated record. Gene Ontology annotation, cellular component: cytoplasm; neuron projection. The transcript is spliced from 21 exons. Bases 1 to 1572 code for a protein of 523 amino acids. Lineage: Eukaryota; Metazoa; Chordata; Lepidosauria; Squamata; Sphaerodactylidae. Gene Ontology annotation, molecular function: calcium/calmodulin-dependent protein kinase activity; calmodulin binding; ATP binding.
AUGGCUUCGACCACCACCUGCACCCGCUUCACCGACGAGUAUCAGCUCUUCGAGGAGCUGGGCAAGGGGGCGUUCUCAGUGGUGCGAAGAUGCCUGAAAAUCACUACGGGACAAGAAUACGCUGCCAAAAUUAUCAACACUAAAAAGCUGUCAGCGAGGGAUCACCAGAAAUUGGAAAGAGAAGCUAGAAUCUGCCGCCUCCUGAAGCACCCAAACAUUGUGCGACUUCAUGACAGCAUAUCAGAAGAAGGUUUCCAUUACUUAGUCUUUGAUUUAGUUACUGGAGGUGAACUGUUUGAGGACAUUGUUGCAAGGGAGUAUUACAGUGAAGCAGAUGCAAGUCAUUGCAUUCAGCAGAUCCUGGAGGCUGUGCUCCACUGCCAUCAGAUGGGUGUAGUCCAUCGGGACUUGAAGCCCGAGAACUUGCUUCUAGCGAGCAAGUCCAAGGGGGCGGCUGUAAAACUGGCAGAUUUUGGAUUGGCUAUAGAAGUGCAAGGUGAACAGCAGGCCUGGUUUGGAUUUGCUGGUACGCCAGGAUACCUUUCCCCAGAGGUGCUACGAAAAGAUCCUUAUGGAAAGCCAGUGGACAUGUGGGCAUGCGGUGUUAUUCUCUACAUUCUCUUGGUGGGAUACCCUCCAUUUUGGGAUGAAGAUCAACACAGACUCUACCAACAAAUCAAGGCUGGUGCUUAUGAUUUUCCUUCACCAGAAUGGGACACGGUGACCCCAGAAGCCAAAGACCUUAUCAACAAAAUGCUUACAAUCAACCCUGCCAAACGUAUCAAUGCAUCAGAGGCCCUCAAACAUCCAUGGAUCUGUCAACGUUCUACUGUUGCUUCCAUGAUGCACAGACAGGAGACUGUAGACUGCCUGAAGAAAUUCAAUGCAAGAAGGAAACUUAAGGGGGCCAUUUUGACAACUAUGUUGGCUACAAGAAACUUCUCAGCAGCCAAGAGUUUACUGAAGAAACCGGACGGAGUGAAGAAAAGGAAGUCCAGUUCGAGUGUUCAGAUGAUGAUAAACAACAAAACCAACGUGGUAACCAGCCCCAAAGAAAAUAUUCCUACCCCGGCGCUGGAGCCCCAAACUACCGUAAUCCACAAUCCAGAUGGAAAUAAGGAAUCAACAGAGAGCUCCAACACAACCAUUGAAGAUGAAGAUGUAAAAGCUCGUAAGCAGGAGAUUAUCAAGGUUACUGAGCAGCUGAUUGAAGCUAUCAAUAAUGGAGAUUUUGAAGCCUACACGAAAAUUUGUGACCCAGGCCUUACCUCAUUUGAACCAGAAGCUUUGGGAAAUCUUGUGGAGGGGAUGGACUUCCACCGGUUUUACUUUGAGAAUGCUUUGUCUAAGAGCAACAAGCCAAUCCACACCAUUAUUCUUAAUCCUCAUGUCCACCUUGUGGGCGAUGAUGCUGCCUGCAUUGCAUAUAUACGGUUGACACAAUACAUGGAUGGAAGUGGAAUGCCAAAGACUAUGCAGUCCGAAGAGACACGGGUCUGGCACCGCCGUGAUGGGAAAUGGCAAAAUGUUCACUUUCACCGUUCAGGAUCACCAACAGUACCUAUCAACUAAAUGUCCAUGGUGCCACGUUUGCAUCUUCUGCACUCUGCGCUCAGCUGGCUACCAUCUGGGCCACCCCCAUUGUCCUCUUCAUGCAUGUUUUUGAGUGCAUGAAGCUGUGAAGUUUCUACAUGUGAUCCAUUUAUGAUGAAUCAUUUUGUUAUAUAUUCCAUUGGUACCUUUUGUUUACACUUCUGUGGAGGGGAUGUUCCAUACAAAUUAAAAAUGGCAGAAUAAGACAGGAAGUGG